This is a messenger RNA of Zeugodacus cucurbitae (melon fly), 588 nucleotides long. RefSeq lists its product as uncharacterized. The transcript has 3 exons. NCBI's taxonomy places the organism in Eukaryota, Metazoa, Arthropoda, Insecta, Diptera, Tephritidae. The record is from RefSeq and is a predicted model, not a curated record. The coding region runs from base 1 to 588 and encodes 195 amino acids.
AUGCAUUUGCGCAGCAACAUUUGGGAAUCCCUGCUGCCAGCGUCAUUGCUCCUUUGUAUUGUCUUUUGUCACAGCGGCGCACUGGCGGCACGCUAUCAAGGCGCAGCACGACAGCGCGGCGUGCGCUUCAACGCCGCCCACAUGACAUAUAACCACGCCUAUGUGCAUAAUCUCACCACCGAUGUGACAGCUGGCGCCUUGAAUAUCGAAAUGUGGCUGCUGAAGGAUGUGGUGCAGGGCUUCAUGACCAAAUUCGAUGUACGCAUCAGUCUCACGGCGGAUAAGAAACGCUUCCAGACCAUAUUCUCCUACAAUGUGGACAUUUGUGGCAUAAUGAACAACUUGUCGCGCAUUACUCUGCUGCGUGCCUGGUUGCUGAAUGUGGUUAAGUACAGUAAUCUAAAGCCGCAUUGCCCGAUUGGAGCGGGUCCCUAUUACAUAAGAAACUUUACUGUGGAGAAAGGCAGCAUACCAGUCUACUUGCAGGCUGGUGAAUACCGUAUUAUGACGCAGCAUUACUAUAAAGGCAGGAAGAACAAGAAAGACAUAACUGUGGCUAAUUUCGAGGCCGAUUUGCAGAUUGACUGA